Molecule: messenger RNA, 2753 nt
Organism: Arabidopsis arenosa
Lineage: Eukaryota; Viridiplantae; Streptophyta; Magnoliopsida; Brassicales; Brassicaceae
Source: the annotation of a GenBank genome assembly
AGAAUGUUCGAGGAGUAUAUGACGGAGCAAAUCCCAAUAAUUACAAGUAAAGAAAUGGAAAAAGCGAAAGACGAACACUUUGCAGAACGGUGUAAAGACUAUAUUAACGACGCUACAGAAUCUUAUCAAUUUCCAUUGUGGAUGUUGGAUUUCGUCCAAGGUCCUAACCGUAAUUAUACAUCCUGGCCUAUAUACCAUUCACGCGGAUAUUGUUUCCACACGCAUAACCAUGGAGAAGAUAAGAAAACUCAAAAUUACGGUGUCUAUGUUCGUGGAACCACUGACACAGAUUAUUAUGGCUUGAUAGAAGAGAUAAUGAUGAUCCAGUACCAUGGUGCUGUUGGAUUGAAGAUCAUGAUUUUCAAAUGCAGGUGGUUUGACACAACCAUAGGUCGUGGAAUAAGGAAACAUCCAUCCGUAUGUUUCAUUCCUUAUCCACGCGUCCGACACACCGUUGCAAAUGACUGGUGGGCUUGUACAAAAGUUAUGCCCCGCGGUGUUCGUGAGACAGCGGAAGAUGCUCUAAUUGCUCUUCAAGACGAUACACACAAUCACUUUGUCGCACCGAGUACGAUUGUUCGAAUUGAAUCACAUGUUGUGGAAGAUGAUGCCGAUUAUGAUAUUUUACAUGUGGCUCCUCCUAAUGACGAAUACAUUUCUGAAGAAGAAUUGGAAGACUCUUGUGACGAUUCGGAUUCUGAUUCCGAUUCCGAGGUACCUCCUGGAGCUUUACCAAAUGGAACUGUACCACAAGGAGCCACACGAUCUCCAAGCGCUGCGUCUUCACAUGCAAACAACUACAACCAAAGAACUCUUGAUGCAUUGCUGAGUGCUCCUGAAAGAGAAUCCCAGCCACACCUGCACCCAAGGAAGCUUAAUGGAGCUUUAUGUUUGGUAUUGACCCCUCUGUCUACAAAUUCGUUCGCACAACAUGGCAAAGCAAUUUCAUGGGACCGUGGAAGAACUGGUCAGAUGUUCCUGAGGAUAGGCAAGAAACUUGGUGGCACACAUUUGUGCAAGAAGAAGGGGAAGAACAAGAAACCCAAGUACAUUGGCGAAACUGAUUGGGACUUUCUGAUGGAGUAUUGGGAUACAGAACCAGCUCAAAAGAAGAGCAAGUCAGCUGUUGGGUGCCGCAUAUCUGAUCCUCUUAAUAAAGGAAUUCACAAGCAUUGUGCAGGCCCUCGAGCAUUUGCACGGAUUGAGUAUCAAAUGGCAAGUAUGGUUGAGUCUGGUUUGGAUGAACCACCUCCCUUCACAGACCUUGUGAGGAGGACUCACACGCGUAAAGAUGGUACUUUCAUGGACGCUCGUUCGGAGUCUCUUGUACUCGAAGUAGAAGAAGCGGCGAAACAGGUUAUGGAAGAGGAUGAUUCUCUUGAUGACCAGACGGCCUCAUCUGGUGGUCUUCCUUUUCGACUUGUGCUGAACAAAGAAUAUCUCAAGGCAGUGUACAAUACCGGGAAAUCAAUCCAUCCGAGAAAGUGGCUGUUGCUAUGUCUCGCAACCUUGACAAUGAGAUGCGCAUCUAUGGUUUGGAAAAAAAACAAUGAAGCACUCAAGGAAACCAAUGAGGCACUCAAGGAAAACAUGGUGGAGCUGAAGUCUGGCAUGGGCACGGUAAUGGACGAGCUGGCUACAACCCGACUUGCGCUGAAUGCGAUUAUGCAGUCUCUGGGAAUUCAACUUGCUCCAAGUGACGUUAUAGCUCGUGCUGCUGCUGCUGCUGGUCUCCGUUUUGCUGGCUCCACUGUUGGUCGUGAUGGUCCUCCUGCUGCUGGUCGUGACGGUCCUCCUGCUGCUGCGUCUCCUGCUGUGUCUCCUGCUGCUGCGUCUGCUGCUACGUCUGCUGCUGCGUCUCCUGCUGCUACUCCGAUAGACCCUCCUACAAGAACACAACAAGGCAACUUAGAUGCUUGGUGUGCUUCAGCAGAUGGUUAUGCUAUUGUCAAUUCGUGUUAUGGGUUUAUUUGCUUGCAAAAACCUGAAACUAAGAAAAUAUCAAGCCAGUAUCUCUGCAGCCCGUCCGUAAUAUCAAGUCAGUAUGCUAUAUGCAACCCGGUUACUCGCGAGGUCGUAUUGAUUCCAAAACCAAAUCCUUUGGAGGAGGUGGCCGUAAGUGGAUUCCCAAUUGUGUCUGGUUUUGGUUGCAGUCUCGAGAUUGAGUCUAGGGAAUUAGAGAUUUGGGUGAUCCCAAAAUGGGGUGAGCACGGGUCGUGGAAACGACUAUUUUGGAUCAAGCUAUUUCGCGAUGCCCCUACCUGUUUCAAGCCCAUAUGUUUGAUGGAGAAUGGUGAGCUGGUGUUAAUUUGCCAUGACUCGAGUCUUCUUUUCUACAACGUGGCAGAAAGAAAGGUGAGACACUUGAGACAGUUCAGACCGUAUGGAGAUCUUCAAGAAAUCCUACAUGAGCCAAACUUCGGUUCUCUCAAGGAUAUUCUCGGCGUAAAAAAUCUGAGCAUCCGCAACUUCAAGUCGGAAGCUGUACAUGUUGAAGCCAUUUCACUACAAGAAGAUGGUGCAGAUGAUUUGCACAUAAGAGAAUGGUCAUAUACUUUAUUAUCUAGUCGUUACUACGGUUGGGAUUAGAUGGAGAAAAGAUCUCAAGACCGUGUGAUCGGCAGCAUUGCUAAACACUUGUAACUCUUAGUGCCCUGAAUCAGUUUUUUUGAUGUGUGAUUUCUGUGCUCGUUAAAUGUGUUGGAUUAACAGAGCCACCUUUAAAAAUAAGCUAAUAACUAUAGACUAUUAUA